Gaeumannomyces tritici R3-111a-1 is the source of this 342-nucleotide messenger RNA. RefSeq lists its product as hypothetical. The coding region runs from base 1 to 342 and encodes 113 amino acids. The record is from RefSeq and is a predicted model, not a curated record. The transcript has 3 exons. Lineage: Eukaryota; Fungi; Ascomycota; Sordariomycetes; Magnaporthales; Magnaporthaceae.
AUGGGGCCCAGCAUGGUCAUUUGCGGCGGGAGUGCGGUCGGGCCAAGUCCGCACGGCUGGCCAGGGAGUGAGGGAGGGCAUCAAUGGUGCGAGCUGGUGUCAGCAAACAUCUAUCACAGCUCACAGCAUGAUGGGAUACUGAGAGGUCUAGGUAGGCAGGGAGGUGCAUUUCGGGCUACCCAGCGCACGCAACAGACGCUGCAAGGCCACUUUGCCGACUGCCUGGGCACGCUCGUCUGGAGCCUGAGUACCGAUCCAAUCCAUCCUAUGAGACUCCAGUCCGAGAACCGUCACCGGUGCGCGUCGCCUAUCGGAUCCAGGAGGCAGGGCGAACGGCAGUAA